Propithecus coquereli (Coquerel's sifaka) is the source of this 3324-nucleotide messenger RNA. RefSeq names its product kin of IRRE like 3 (Drosophila) (gene KIRREL3). The record is from RefSeq and is a predicted model, not a curated record. Gene Ontology annotation, molecular function: cell adhesion molecule binding. NCBI's taxonomy places the organism in Eukaryota, Metazoa, Chordata, Mammalia, Primates, Indriidae. Bases 41 to 2278 code for a protein of 745 amino acids. The transcript is spliced from 16 exons. Gene Ontology annotation, cellular component: cell-cell junction. Gene Ontology annotation, biological process: synapse assembly; cell-cell adhesion.
GGGCCUCCAGAAGAGAGGAUGCUGUCUGGUGCUGGGCUACAUGGCCAAGGACACGUUCCGGAGAAUGAGUGAAGGCCAAGUCUACUCCUUCAGCCAGCAGCCCCAGGACCAGGUGGUGGUGUCGGGACAGCCGGCGACACUGCUGUGCGCCAUCCCCGAAUACGAUGGCUUCGUUCUGUGGAUCAAAGACGGCUUGGCCCUGGGUGUGGGCAGGGACCUCUCAAGUUACCCGCAGUACCUGGUGGUCGGGAACCACCUGUCAGGGGAGCACCACCUGAAGAUCCUGCGUGCAGAGCUGCAGGACGACGCCGUGUACGAGUGCCAGGCCAUCCAGGCUGCCAUCCGCUCCCGCCCCGCACGCCUCACGGUCCUGGUGCCACCCGAUGACCCCAUCAUCCUGGGCGGGCCAGUGAUCAGCCUGCGGGCGGGGGACCCCCUCAACCUCACCUGCCACGCAGACAACGCCAAGCCGGCGGCCUCCAUCAUCUGGCUGCGCAAGGGACAAGUCAUCAACGGAGCCACCUACUCCAAGACACUGCUCCGGGAUGGCAAGCGAGAGAGCAUCGUCAGCACCCUCUUCCUCUCCCCCGGCGACGUGGAGAACGGGCAGAGCAUCGUGUGCCGCGCCACCAACAAAGCCAUCCCUGGAGGGAAGGAGACCUCGGUCACCAUUGACAUCCAGCACCCCCCACUCGUCAACCUGUCAGUGGAACCGCAGCCAGUGCUGGAGGACAACGUCGUCACGUUCCACUGUUCUGCAAAGGCCAACCCGGCUGUCACCCAGUACAGGUGGGCCAAGCGGGGCCAGAUCAUCAAGGAGGCAUCUGGAGAAGUGUACAGGACCACCGUGGACUACACGUACUUCUCAGAGCCCGUCUCCUGCGAGGUGACCAAUGCCCUGGGCAGCACCAACCUCAGCCGCACAGUUGACGUCUACUUCGGGCCCCGGAUGACCGCGGAGCCGCAAUCCCUGCUCGUGGACCUGGGCUCCGACGCCGUCUUCAGCUGUGCCUGGAUCGGCAACCCCUCCCUGACCAUCGUGUGGAUGAAGCGGGGCUCCGGGGUGGUCCUGAGCAACGAGAAGACCCUGACCCUUCAAUCCGUCCGCCAGGAGGAUGCCGGCAAGUACGUGUGCCGGGCCGUGGUGCCCCGCGUGGGAGCCGGCGAGCGAGAGGUGACCCUGACUGUCAAUGGGCCGCCCAUCAUCUCCAGCACGCAGACGCAGCACGCCCUGCACGGCGAGAAGGGCCAGAUCAAGUGCUUCAUCCGCAGCACGCCGCCGCCCGACCGCAUCGCCUGGUCCUGGAAGGAGAACGUGCUGGAGUCGGGGACGUCGGGGCGCUACACGGUGGAGACCAUCAGCACCGAGGAGGGCGUCAUCUCCACCCUGACCAUCAGCAACAUCGUGCGAGCCGACUUCCAGACCAUCUACAACUGCACCGCCUGGAACAGCUUCGGCUCUGACACUGAGAUCAUCCGGCUCAAGGAGCAAGGUUCGGAAAUGAAGCCGGGAGCCGGGCUGGAAGCAGAGUCCGUGCCGAUGGCUGUCAUCAUCGGGGUGGCCGUAGGAGCCGGCGUGGCCUUCCUCGUCCUUAUGGCAACCAUCGUGGCCUUCUGCUGUGCCCGUUCCCAGAGAAAUCUCAAAGGUGUUGUGUCAGCCAAAAAUGACAUCCGAGUGGAAAUUGUCCACAAGGAGCCGGCCUCUGGUCGGGAGGCUGAGGAGCACCCCACCAUCAAGCAGCUGAUGAUGGACCGGGGUGAAUUCCAGCAAGACUCAGUACUGAAGCAGCUGGAGGUCCUCAAAGAAGAAGAAAAAGAGUUUCAGAACCUGAAGGACCCCACCAACGGCUACUACAGCGUCAACACCUUCAAGGAGCACCACUCCACCCCCACCAUCGCCCUCUCCAGCUGCCAGCCGGACCUGCGCCCCGCGGCCAAGCAGCGCGUGCCCACCGGCAUGUCCUUCACCAACAUCUACAGCACCCUGAGCGGCCAGGGCCGCCUCUACGACUACGGGCAGCGGUUCGUGUUGGGCAUGGGCAGCUCCUCCAUCGAGCUCUGCGAGCGGGAGUUCCAGAGGGGCUCGCUCAGCGACAGCAGCUCCUUCCUGGACACGCAGUGCGACAGCAGCGUCAGCAGCAGCGGCAAGCAGGACGGCUACGUGCAGUUCGACAAGGCCAGCAAGGCCUCGGCCUCCUCCUCCCACCACUCCCAGUCCUCCUCGCAGAACUCCGACCCCAGCCGGCCCCUGCAGCGGCGGAUGCAGACCCACGUCUAGGAUCACGCGCGGGUGGGGACCGGCCGGGAAGAGGGCCCUGUUCCGGGUCUCGGGCACUAGGGCUACUUUGCGGAGGACCCCAGAACUGGCCACCGCCAGGGCAGCCCCCAGCGUUUCUGCCACCACUUUCCUUUGCAGCUCUCACCAAGCACAAAUCCGGGUCCCAGCUGCAGUGUGCCGGAGGCGGGCGGAUGGGGACGCACGGAGGACGCAGCCGAGUGAGUGUGCUUGGUGCUGGACGCCCUUGUCCCGGCCCUUUCCUGGAGGCCCUUCUCCACCUGCUCCUCCCACAGGCACAAGUGGCAGCUGUAACUUUGCUUUCAUGAAACUGCCGACCACUCUCCGGUCUCCCCGGGGUCUACCCCUUGCCGUCAGUAAGCCCCCACCCUGUGCCUGUGCUCCUGUACAGCCCUGCGGGGAGGGGGGAAGUUCUUCCAGCACUGAGCGGCCCCGAGACCUGGGCUCCCUGCUGCUCACAGCACACACCCUGGAGGCUGAGAAGCCAGAAAUGGCCCCAGCCAAAGGGGCAUGUCUCCCAUCGCGCUCACCGGAGCCCACCCCUGAUCCGUUUGGUGUUUUGUGUCCAUACUCUUACAGUUCUGUCCUCGGACUUGAUAACUCUGAACUCUAAGGUGGGACUGGCCCAGUGGAGCCUGGAGCACUGGGGGGAAGGAAGGAAGGAGGGAGAGUGUGAGCGCCGGGGCGACCUUGCCCGACACGCCCCGGGCUAGGCCGUGUGCUUCAGAGCCUCCUCGCCCACCUCCUGCUUCGUGUGCUCCCCUCCUCCCCUCAGCACAGGCUCGGUCAAUACAAGAAGUGUGAGAGCGUCUCUGGUCAGGGUUCUUUGAAGUUACGGAGAGUGUUUCCUGGGAGGUGUCAGGUUUGAGGGGCCCGGAGGUCAGGUCUUUCAGACGGCGAGAGGCGCGUUCCCAGCUGACGCACACAAGGACGACGAUCCUGUCUUCAGUAAGACUCCAUGAGCGAGAGAGAAAGUAUCUCUACACCUCACCCUCCUGUUCACCACCUGAGAAUAAAUGCUAGGGCCA